GAUUCCUGUUGAUAUCAAAUUGUCCAAUCUAUUUCACCCAAGUCAAGACACCGGUCAUGUCUUAAUGCAAUCAAACAGCUAUUGACUCCAGAUGAAUGAUCACAUAAGUAUGCAUGGGGAAUGGGAAAUACUCGGAGAGGUACAAAGACAAUGCAAAAUAGAUACAAGGGGUGCAAAGGGAAUGCAAAAGGAGAUUUGGGAGAUAUAAAGGGAAUGCAAGGAGAUGUAGAAGAUGCUAGGUAUGUAAAAGAAGAUGCAGAGGGUGCAAAGGGAAUGCAAAAAGAUGAGAUGCAAGGGGUGCAAAGUCAAUACAGAGGAUAUGCAGGGGUGCAAAGGCAAUGUAAAAAGAGGAGAUGCAAGGGGUGCAAAGUCAGUACAAAGGAUAUGCAUGGGUGCAAAGGGAAUGCAAAAAGAGGAGAUGCAAGGGGUGCAAAGU
This is a messenger RNA of Owenia fusiformis, 436 nucleotides long. The record is from the annotation of a GenBank genome assembly. Lineage: Eukaryota; Metazoa; Annelida; Polychaeta; Sabellida; Oweniidae.